GACGGAAGUGGGUUGGAGGUGUGGCGCAAGUGGCUGGGGAGUGAGGAGAGCCGGAGUGGGUGGUUCCAGUUCUAUCGCGGAGCCGGAUGUUUUCCGAGCUUUGACAGGCGUGGCAGAGAGCAGUACCCUACCACGGUUUUUCUUCAGGUUCUGUGGGGUGAGAUUGUGAGGGACAGGCUUGGCCAUGGACCCUCUCUCAGAGUUGCAGGAUGACCUGACCUUGGAUGACACCAGCCAGACUCUGAACCAGCUGAAGCUAGCCUCCAUUGAUGAGAAGAACUGGCCCUCAGAUGAAAUGCCUGACUUUCCCAAAUCAGAUGACUCCAAAAGCAGCUCCCCGGAACCCGUCACACACCUGAAGUGGGAUGACCCUUACUACGACAUCGCCCGGCACCAGAUUGUAGAGGUGGCAGGAGAUGACAAAUAUGGGCGGAAGAUCAUUGUGUUCAGUGCUUGCCGAAUGCCCCCAAGCCACCAGCUGGACCACAGCAAGCUCCUGGGGUACCUGAAGCACACCCUGGACCAGUAUGUGGAGAGUGACUACACGCUGCUCUACUUGCAUCAUGGCCUAACCAGCGAGAACAAGCCCUCCCUUGGCUGGCUCCGGGAUGCCUACCGGGAGUUUGAUCGCAAGUACAAGAAGAACAUCAAGGCUCUGUACAUUGUGCACCCCACCACAUUCAUAAAGACCUUGCUCAUCCUCUUCAAGCCCAUCAUUAGCUUCAAGUUUGGGCAGAAGAUCUUCUAUGUGAAUUACUUGAGCGACCUGAGUGAGCAUGUUAAGCUGGAGCAACUGGGGAUCCCCCACCAAGUGCUCAAGUACGAUGACUUCAUCAAAUCCACACAGAAGAGCCCAGCAACAGCCCCCAAGCCCAUGCCACCUCGGCCUCCUCUGCCCAACCAGCAGUUUGGGGUCUCACUGCAGCACCUCCAGGAGAAGAACCCAGAGCAGCAGCCCAUCCCGCUUGUGCUUCGGGAGACUGUUGCCUACCUACAGGCCCACGCUCUCACCACUGAGGGGAUUUUCCGGAGGUCGGCCAACACCCAGGUGGUACGGGAAGUGCAGCAGAAGUACAACAUGGGGCUGCCUGUGAACUUCAACCAGUACAAUGAGUUGCAUCUGCCAGCAGUCAUCCUCAAGACCUUCCUCCGGGAGCUUCCUGAGCCCCUGCUCACCUUUGACUUCUACCCACAUGUUGUGGGCUUCCUCAACAUUGAUGAGAGCCAGAGGGUGGAGGCCACACUGCAGGUAUUCCAGAUGCUGCCUGAGGAGAACUAUCAGGUGCUUCGUUUCCUCACUGCCUUUCUGGUACAGAUUUCUGCCCGCUCUGACCAGAACAAGAUGACCAACACUAACCUGGCUGUCGUCUUUGGCCCUAACCUGCUGUGGGCCAAGGAUGCUGCCAUCACCCUCAAGGCCAUUAAUCCCAUCAACACAUUCACUAAGUUCCUCCUGGAUCAUCAAGGGGAGUUGUUCCCUAGCCCUGACCCCAGGGGGCUCUGAGCCCACCCCUGCCCCACCAGCCCCUUCUCUGAUAGCCCCAGUUUGGACUCUCCUGGCUUCAGCCUUUCAGGAGCCUGGGGCUCCUGCCCAGGAAGAGACCAUGAGGCCCUAGCGCAACAGAAGCUGGAGCCAGCCAACCAGCAGCCCCUCCUUCCCUGUGCCCCACCCACCUCACUGGUCCAGGAAGCCUUGCUGGAACCAGAUGUUUUUCUUUGCCUUAUACUUCUCACUGCCUCCUUGGCUCCUGCCAGGCUCUGCAGAGCUGGCCUUGGCCCUUCCUGCAGGGGAAGAAUUGGCCCCAGCAGCCUCACCUGCUUUCUCCUGCCUUUGUCGCCAGCAACGGCAGAUGCUAAAAUCACUGCCAGCUGGGCUGGUAGCUGGGGCUGGUUCUCCCCUCCUGACUGCUGGGGCAUGAGAGGCUCUGCUGGCUUGGCUGGCCCUACCAAAGCUCUGCCAUCUGGAUGGAGGCCUGGGUGCAAGCAUCCUGCUCCUGUCCCAACGGCUCAGCUUUGGGUGUUCUCAGACCUAAGGAAUGACAGGGCUGGAGUCUGCUUCCUGUUUUUGCCUCCUUAUCCUCUACACAUCCUGGGCCAACCUUUCCCCAGUGGCACUGCCCUGGGGUGUCCUAACCCCCUGGUUCUGCCAGGACUGGCAGCUUGGAUGACAGGCUGAAUCCCAGCAUCCAUCUGAGACACUCCACUAUGCCCGAGAGCCUUCUAGUGUCUGGUCUAACCAAUGACAAGCAGUCUCAGCCCCCUUGCCUUGCCUCCCCUUCCUUUCCCAUGUAGACAUGUCCUCAGCCUAAGACUCUUGCAGUCAUGUCUGUUGUAGAAUCACACUGGUCCCUGCUCUGGCCAGCAGUGACCUAGUGCCUCAGGAUCUGUGGUGGCUCAUCCAUCCAGCUGGGGACUCCUGAAGGGGCCAGGCAGAGGUUUUGCUAAGUAGAUCAGCCUGUCAGGUGAGUCCCCCAAGUACAGGACCCUCUGCUGGACCCUGGGUAUGACUGAAGCUCUAACUCCAGCUAUGUCCCUUAGAAUUACUCUUUACUGGUGAGCCGCAAAGAACUCUUCCUGCAGCUUGUCCCCUGGCAGCAGGGACGUACCUGCACAGUGGCCCAGGCCAUCUGCAAGCCAGGUCCGGCCUGGGCCCUGACCUCCCUGGGCUCUCUCCUCAGAACUAGCAGGUCAGAACUCCCUGGGCUUGGAGUAGCCGCUGAUUCCCCAUCAGUCAUGUGACUCUAGCCCAGGCUUGAGCCUCUGCUUCCCGCCUCCUUUGUGUAUCAGGUGUUGCUCACAUCCCCAUUUACUGGGGAGCCUUGUGGAUCUAUCUGGUCUUUCUCCUGUCCCCUCCCCCACUGGUCCUUACCUGGGGGUGGGUGGGGCUUGUACUGUGUCUCAAGUAUUCACAUUUACACUUAAUGACUUCUUUGGCAUCAAUCAUAUUAUUUCACCUUUGCACUUUUUGUAUUUCAAUAAAAAUGGAGAUGGAAAA
Messenger RNA from Manis javanica (Malayan pangolin), 2995 nucleotides. RefSeq names its product Rho GTPase activating protein 1 (gene ARHGAP1). Gene Ontology annotation, biological process: negative regulation of endocytic recycling; small GTPase-mediated signal transduction. The record is from RefSeq and is a predicted model, not a curated record. Gene Ontology annotation, cellular component: cytoplasm. Gene Ontology annotation, molecular function: GTPase activator activity. Lineage: Eukaryota; Metazoa; Chordata; Mammalia; Pholidota; Manidae.